GUGCUAUACCCUAUAAUUGACCUCAUUUGGAGUAAUUGGACCACUCCAUCACCACCCACACCAUUCGAGCCUCACAGAGAUAACUCCAAGUCUUAAGCUAAGAAAGCCAUGAGCAAAUCGGAGGUAGUGUUCAUCUCAACCCCUGGAUCAAUCGGAAACCUAGUCCCACUCGUCGAGUUCGCUCAGUUCCUAGUGAACCAUGACCCUCGACUCCACGCCACCAUCCUCAUAAUCACCAUGCCCCAAAGACCCACCAUCAACACUUACAUCCAAUCCCGCGCCGCCGCUUCAGCCACCACCAUCAACUUCCUCCACCUCCCCAUCGUAGACCCUCUUACAGAGGAUGAGUACCAGUCCUCCAUCGCCUACCUUUCCCUACUCAUACAAAAAAACAAGCUCCACGUUAAACAUGCGCUCACCGAGCUCAUAUCCUCGACCGAGUCGAACCCAGUUGUUGCGUUUUUCGUGGACAUGUUUUGUACGUCCAUGAUCGACGUCGCCAACGAGCUUGACGUUCCUUGUUACAUGUUCUUCGCUUCUCCGGCGACGUUUCUGAACUUCAUGUUUCAUAUUCCGGUCCUGGACGCCGAAAUCUCCGACGACUUUGUCGACUUGGAUACUGAGUUGACUAUACCGGGUUUUGCUAACUCGGUGCCUCCGAUGGUGCUGCCUACGGCGCUGUUGAAUAAGAAGGGAGAUGCGUACGCUUGCUAUUUAGCCCAUACGGCAAGGUACAAGGAACCCAAGGGUAUUGUUGUAAAUACGUUCAAGGAAUUGGAGCCACACGCGCUUUACACGUUGGCUACGAGUGAUUUGCCGCGAGUUCACGCUAUUGGGCCGGUUGUUGAUCUUAACGGGGUGGCCCAAUGGCAGAAUCCCGACCGGUACGAGAGCGUGGUGAAGUGGCUCGAUGACCAGCCUCCGUCAUCGGUGGUGUUGUUGUGCUUUGGGAGCAUGGGAAGUCUUAAUGGGCCUCAGGUGAGGGAGAUUGCAUUUGGGCUUGAAAGAGCCGGGUUUCGGUUUUUAUGGGCUUUGCGUGAACCGCCCAAGUCCAAUGUAUACCUACCGACCGACCCCACAAACGUCGACGAGGUAUUGCCGGAUGGGUUUUUGGAACGGACAUGUAAAUUGGGCUUAGUGUGCGGGUGGGUCCCACAGGUGAAGAUUCUAGCCCACCAAGCGAUCGGAGGGUUUGUAUCGCAUUGCGGGUGGAACUCGAUUUUGGAAAGCUUGUGGUAUGGGGUACCGAUCGCCACGUGGCCGAUUUACGCGGAGCAACAAAUGAAUGCCUUUGAGAUGGUGAAGGAAUUGGGAUUGGCGGUCGAGAUUAGGGUGGACUAUAGGGAGGGGAGUAAGAUUGUGAUGGCGGAGGAGGUGGAGAGAAGCAUAAAGAGGUUGAUGGACGGUGAUCACGGAGUGAGGACUAGGGUGAAAGACAUGAGAGAGAAGAGUAGGAUGGCGUUGAUGGAAAAUGGGUCUGCAUACCAAGCAUUAGAAGAUUUAAUUGAGGAAUUAUUACCCAAGGUAUGA
Fragaria vesca subsp. vesca is the source of this 1530-nucleotide messenger RNA. RefSeq names its product UDP-glucose flavonoid 3-O-glucosyltransferase 6-like. Lineage: Eukaryota; Viridiplantae; Streptophyta; Magnoliopsida; Rosales; Rosaceae. The record is from RefSeq and is a predicted model, not a curated record. The coding region runs from base 109 to 1530 and encodes 473 amino acids. Gene Ontology annotation, molecular function: UDP-glycosyltransferase activity. The transcript has a single exon.